Carassius gibelio (silver crucian carp) is the source of this 1952-nucleotide messenger RNA. RefSeq names its product kelch-like family member 10a (gene klhl10a). The coding region runs from base 269 to 1873 and encodes 534 amino acids. The record is from RefSeq and is a predicted model, not a curated record. NCBI's taxonomy places the organism in Eukaryota, Metazoa, Chordata, Actinopteri, Cypriniformes, Cyprinidae. Gene Ontology annotation, molecular function: protein binding. The transcript is spliced from 7 exons.
UUGAUCAGUUUGAGCUGAAGUUGGAUUACUGAGCUAGAGGACAUGGAGCACAAAAUAAGUGACACAGCCUUUAACGUGUUUGAUGAAGUUCGCUUAGAGGGGGAACACACUGACGUCAUCAUCACAGUUCAGGGCAAACAUUUUAAAGUGCAUAAGAUCAUCCUUUGUGGCUGCAGCCCUUAUUUUAGGUGAGGACAGACCCUUUCACAGUGUUUCAUAUUGAAGUGUCGUUUUCUGAAGCGCUUCAUCUUUAAAUUUGCUCCACAGGAUGCUUUUCUCCACCCAAUGGACCAACACGGAGGAACAACCCUACGAUAUUCCAGGAUUGUCCUCGGACACCAUGUCUCUUAUUAUUCAAUAUGCAUAUGCAAGUCCUGUCCUCAUUACUGAAGAGAAUGUGUCGGAGCUCUUGGUGGCGGCAGAUCAGUUUCUAAUCUCAGAUCUAAUAGAUGCCUGCUGCCAGUUCCUAGAGGCAAACCUUUGCCCGCUGAACUGCAUUGGUGCCUGCAUGUUAACAGAGCGUUUCCUCUCCUGCUCAAAGCUCCACCUGAAAGCAAGGCUUUACGUCCUGCAACACUUUGAGGAGGUGCUUCGAGUAUCAGAGGAGUUCCUGGAACUCCCGCUGGGACAUCUAGAGGAACUGAUAGCUCAGGAUGAGUUGAACGUCAAAAAGGAGGAGGUGGUUUUUGAGGCCAUCCUUCGCUGGAUUGGUCAAGCACCUGAAAACAGGAGGAAACACAUUGCCCUGUUACUUUCAAAGGUUCGAAUGGGGUUGAUGUCACCUGAAUACUUCAUGAAUGACGUAAGAAACAAUGCACUGGUGUUGGAGAACGAGGCAUGUUCGGACACUGUCAUCAAUGCAAUGAAGGUCAUUUUUGCCCCCUACAUUGAGGAACCUGCCAGUUCAGAGCUCAUAAAUCAGCUGACACGCCCACGUCUGCCCUCUGAGAUCCUAUUGGCCAUCGGAGGGUGGAGCUUAAGCAAUCCCACCAAUGAGAUUGAGGCAUAUGAUGCAAGGGCGGACUGUUGGGUCAACGCGACUCAAGAGGAUGAGCUUCCCAGAGCCUAUCAUGGUUCAGUAGUCCUGAAUGGGUUUGUCUACUGUCUUGGUGGCUUUGACAGCAAUAAUUAUUUCAGCAGCGUGAGGAGAUUCAAUCCCAUCACUCUGACUUGGCAAGAGGUGGCUCCCAUGUAUGAACGUCGAUGUUAUGUUAGUGUGGCUGUUCUGCAUGGCCUCAUUUAUGCCAUUGGUGGUUUCAAUGGAUACAGACGACUAAAAACAGCAGAACGCUAUGAUUCAAACACCAACCAGUGGACAAUGAUGGCACCCAUGAAUGAACGGAGGAGUGACGCCAGCGCCACCUCACUGCAGGACAAGGUUUAUAUCUGUGGUGGCUUUACUGGGGUAGAGUGUCUCUUCUCAGCUGAGAGCUUUGACCCCGAAACUAACCAGUGGAGCCUCAUCGCUCCCAUGAGAAGCCGCCGCAGCGGAGUCGGUGUGAUCACUUACGGGAAUCUAGUUUAUGCUGUUGGUGGUUUUGAUGGUGCCGCUCGUUUGCAAAGCGUCGAGGCCUACAACCCUCUUAAUGAUUCCUGGCAUGAUAUACAGUCUAUGAUAUACCCACGCAGCAACUUCGGCAUCGAGGUGGUGGACGAUCAGCUGUUUGUUGUCGGUGGGUUUAAUGGUAUGGGCACCAGCUGUGAUGUGGAGUAUUAUGACCGGAUGACGAAUGAAUGGGAUGAAGCCUGCGACAUGAGAAUUUCCCGCAGUGCUGUGAGCUGCUGUGUGAUAUCCGGGUUACCUGAUGUCACACAGUACGUAGUGGACCGAGACUCUUUACAGACAUCAGAAGACGAGUCUGACGGUGACUGAUCGACCUCCAGUGGAUGCCUGACAUUCAAACCAGAAUGCACACUGAAACAUCAUAGAAGAAGUGAUGUGACAUGAUAAA